CUGACCGGGGCCGCGCCGGCCGGGCCCGCCAUGGGGAACACCGCCUCGUGCUGCGUGUCGUCCAGCCCCAAGCUCCGCCGGAAUGCCCACUCGCGGCUGGAGUCCUGCCGGCCGGACGCCGAGCUGAGCCGCGAGGACACGGGCUGCAACCUGCAGCACAUCAGCGACCGAGAGAACAUCGACGAUUUGAACAUGGAAUUCAACCCUUCAGACCACCCUCGGGCCAGCACAAUAUUCCUCAGUAAAUCUCAGACGGAUGUGAGAGAAAAACGGAAGAGUCUCUUCAUCAACCACCACCCUCCAGGACAGACGGCGAGGAAGUGCAGCUCCUGCUCCACCAUCUUUCUGGACGACAGCACAGUCAGCCGGCCGGACCUCAAGUGCACAGUCAAGUGUGUAGCUCUCGCAAUAUAUUACCACAUCAAAAACAGGGACCCAGAUGGACGGAUGCUCUUGGAUAUUUUCGAUGAAAACCUUCACCCUCUUUCGAAAUCCGAAGUGCCACCAGAUUACGACAAACACAACCCCGAGCAGAAGCAGAUUUACCGGUUUGUUCGGACACUGUUCAGCGCUGCCCAGCUGACUGCGGAGUGUGCCAUAGUUACCCUGGUUUACCUCGAGAGGCUUCUGACCUAUGCAGAAAUCGACAUCUGUCCAGCCAACUGGAAGCGGAUUGUCCUGGGGGCCAUCCUGCUGGCCUCAAAGGUGUGGGAUGACCAGGCAGUGUGGAACGUGGACUACUGCCAGAUCCUCAAGGACAUCACGGUGGAGGACAUGAAUGAGCUGGAGCGGCAGUUCCUCGAGUUGCUCCAGUUCAACAUCAACGUCCCCUCCAGCGUUUAUGCCAAGUAUUACUUUGACCUUCGUUCUCUGGCCGAAGCCAACAACCUGAGCUUCCCCUUGGAGCCCCUGAGCCGGGAGAGGGCCCACAAGCUGGAGGCCAUCUCUCGCCUGUGUGAGGACAAGUACAAGGACCUGCGGAGGCCCACAAGGAAGCGGUCAGCGAGUGCUGACAAUCUGACUCUGCCCCGGUGGUCCCCGGCCAUCAUCUCCUAACCGUGGGCGUCCGCGCUGGAGGCCGUGCCAUCCCGCAGCUUCUCCUCUAGUUGGAGCAGAGACAGACCUGGGGUGGCUGGUGUGGCUUCUCCUUUCGGCUCCUUUGUGAGGUCCUUGUGCCGCCAGGCUGCCUUGAUGACCGCCUCCGCGCGCCCCGGGGUCCCCAGCGGCCGGGGCCGGCACCGGCACCUCCUUGCGGAGCAGAGACUCUGACCCUGGAGGAGGGACUGGGGCGUCGCACGGAGGCAGGGAGAGGGGCUUGGCCGCUUUUCAGCCCCGAGUUCGAGGGCGAGGUCCGCGGUAGGCGGAGGCGGGAAGGCCCGCGGAGAGGACCAGGUUGAAUGCGCAUUAAAGGCGAGCGCCGGUCACCACCCGGACCAGUACGUCCUGAGAUGUCUUGCAUUCCUUCUUGCUGCUUCUCGAGGUGUGGGGGGAUCUUUGUUCGUGUUAUCCUGUCUGGCUUUCGGGCCCACAGAGCAGAAAGCAUGGUUUGUACCAACCAGGCACAGACACGAAUAAAUAGCGCCGGCUUGUUCUCUGCGCGCCCGCCCCGCGCGCUGUCUGCUGAGCUUUCUUCUGCCCCGGGAGCGCUCGCGCGGCCUGCGCACCUUCGCUGUGGGACCGGACCCCCUCCGCCCCCGCCCCCCGGAGCGGUCAGACCCGCGGGCCGCUGCGCUCCCCCCCCCCGCCCUGCCCAGCCCGCCCCUGCGCCCCCACGCCCGCCGUGCAAGCAAUAGUCCCCCAAUUUUUAUAUGUUUACUUUAAAUCAGAGUUAGUCUAUUUGUAUAACAUUUUUUAAAAAUCUGAAAUUAAAAAAAAUGGGUUGGGGGCGGGUAUCCAGGGAAAGGUCAUUGAAGGGAAAGAUGCCCGUGUUUCCCGAGGUAUUUUUCACAGAACGAUUGAAUAAAAACUCAACUUGCAUUUGCAUCGUGGGUGCUUAGCGCAGUCACGGAAUUCUUCCAUUAUGCCUGCCCCCGGUUUCCUUUUAGGUGAGGCUUUUCUACCCAGUGACGUUAAAGGGUUGGUGGUGGAGUUUCCCGUCAAGUCUCUGAGUCCGGGUCUCACACACUCGGCGUUUUGCAUGUUUCCUCGGGUCACAGUGACAGGUUCCUUAGGUUUCCCUCCGUGGAGUCUCGCGGGUGAAUGGCGCUGAUGACCGGUGUCUCCUCCCUCCUGUGGAGCUGGAGAACUUGGCGUCCUACUCCCUCGUGUGUGCCCGAGCGCGUACCCUGCUCCCCACAGACGUGCAGUGUUGGUGGAGAGCUCGGAAGGUUGAAACCCGGGAACACCAAGCCACGUACUGGUCAGAGUCCCAUGUUGUACCACGUGUCAACCGUUUGGGCCAGAAAUACCGUCAGGUUCCUCCUGGCUUAAACUCUGAAAGGCAAACAAGCAGAAUAUGGAGAGUUGAUCGCGUUUCCAUUGUAAUCGUGUUGACAUCCUCUGUGUGGGUUCCAAAAUCAGCUGCUCUCUUCAAGUGGGAGUUGGAUUUAGAACUUAAAUGGAGAUCAAAAAUGUAGAAAGUAUCAUUUUAUAUUCCCUUAUCUAUAGAGCUUAAAAAGGGACAUAUUUUCUUAGCUGAAUAUGAAUACCUCUCAGACAUGAGUUAGUUCCUCCCAUGUAAAGUAGCUUACUUCACCGACCCAUUUCAGGAAAAAGGUUCUGCUGCCUUUAAGCAGAAAUCUUAUUUUUAUCCCUUUUAUUUGAAUGAGAGAGAUUUGAAAAUUGAAUUAUGUAAAUAUUUCAAUGCAUCUGCUAUUAUUUUGUGGAGUUUAUUAAACUACUUUAAAAAAUUGUAUAGUCUAUUUAUUGUACGGAUGUACACACAGUCUGAUGACUUAAAAUUUAAAGUGGACCCCAGAAAACCUGACUCAGCCUUGUGUGGACUGCUGAGUAUUGUUUAGCCUUGCGCGCUGGACUCUACCUCUGUAUAGGAGAACUUUCCGAAUUUGUCAGUGAGCAGUGAUCUGUGUUGACUGUGUUUCUUGCGCUGAGUAUUUUAAAACUCUGCUGUAAGUGUAGUUUUCAGUUUUACUUUUGCAUUAUGAAUCCCUCAACACAAAGGUAGACACUUUAGGUUUGUUUUUUUUUUUAUUUUUCUACAUGAUGAUGAAAACUUAACAUUUUGGUCUCUGGUUUGUUCUAAGUUUGCUGAAAAACAAAAACCAAAAAACAACAAAAACAAACAAACAAAAAAAAACAACAAUGACCCAGUGCAGUACCAGUGAUAAAUCUCCUGAUGUAAUUUGUCUGCAAGAUGAUCCAUGCCCUGCGGUUAAAGCUGGAUUGCUCUUUAGGAAUACAUUGUCUUAGUGUAGUUUUUGAAUGGACAGUUUUCAUCAUUAAUGAAGGACGAAGAAAACCACACAAUUUAUUGACUUUGAUUUUAGAUUUGACUUCAAAUGCAAAUAAAGUCAUUGGGAGAGUAAGAACACAUCCCGAUGAACUCC
Camelus dromedarius (Arabian camel) is the source of this 3506-nucleotide messenger RNA. RefSeq names its product cyclin Y (gene CCNY). Gene Ontology annotation, molecular function: protein kinase binding; cyclin-dependent protein serine/threonine kinase activator activity. Gene Ontology annotation, biological process: regulation of canonical Wnt signaling pathway; regulation of cyclin-dependent protein serine/threonine kinase activity. Bases 31 to 1056 code for a protein of 341 amino acids. NCBI's taxonomy places the organism in Eukaryota, Metazoa, Chordata, Mammalia, Artiodactyla, Camelidae. The record is from RefSeq and is a predicted model, not a curated record. The transcript has 10 exons. Gene Ontology annotation, cellular component: plasma membrane; cytoplasmic cyclin-dependent protein kinase holoenzyme complex.